GAAUUUUGGAAGAUGCGGAAAAAGUGAGGAGGUGAAAAAAGAAUAUAAUUCCUUUUGUAAUUUGUAUAGGAAUAUAAGAAAAGUGAUUCAUGCAUGUGUAAGUCAAGACAUUGAACUGAACUAAACUCGCACCUUCGGAUCCCCUCUCUCUCUCUCUCUCUCUCAUCCAAUAUUCAUAAACCCUACUUCUACUUCUUUUUUCUGUAAAUGGGUUGGAACCUCUUCUUCUGGCUUGUGAUUUGUUUCCCUACCAACAUUGCUCUUCUCGCUUCUAAUUUCUACCAGGUGUUGAUUUUAUCUGACUUGGAAAGUGACUAUAUCAACCCAUUUGAAGCUUCAUCUCGGAUUAACUAUUUCAUUCUACCUGAGUUCAUUGGACAAGGAGUGUUAUGUGCACUCUGUCUCCUCACUGGUCAUUGGUUGAUGUUUUUGCUCAAUGUUCCUGUUACUUGCUAUCAUGCCAUGCUGUAUGUGAAACGAGAGCAUCUUAUUGAUGUUACUGAAGUGUUUAGAGUACUCAGUGCCGAGAAGAAAUUCCGGAUAGCCAAACUUGUUUUGUACUUAAUAGUCCUCAUUGUCGUCAUCUUCAGGCUUACAUUAAUCGGUGUCUACUAUUUAGGCCUCGAAGACGAUGAUGACUUGAAAUACUUUUGGUAACUCACGUGUGCGAUGUGGCAACAAAUGUGUGAAUCCCCUCCCCCUCCCUUUGGGGUACUGUUGGCAGGAACCUUUUGAGGGAAAUUGUGAUUUGAUCUGUAUCAUUAGGUUUAGGACUUAGAAUUCAGUUGUCACAGAAAUAGUAAUCUUAGGUGCUAAUUGAAUGAAAUUGCAUAUCCAUCGUAUAUUAUAUGUGCUUAAGGGUAUGUUUGUUUCUACAUUUUGUUAAAUUUUUUUGUGAAGUAUUUAAAUUUAACAACUGAUUUUGUGUUGGUCAAA
This is a messenger RNA of Medicago truncatula (barrel medic), 936 nucleotides long. RefSeq names its product protein cornichon homolog 1. NCBI's taxonomy places the organism in Eukaryota, Viridiplantae, Streptophyta, Magnoliopsida, Fabales, Fabaceae. The transcript is spliced from 4 exons. Gene Ontology annotation, biological process: vesicle-mediated transport. The record is from RefSeq and is a predicted model, not a curated record. Bases 208 to 657 code for a protein of 149 amino acids.